Molecule: messenger RNA, 1584 nt
Organism: Sclerotinia borealis F-4128
Lineage: Eukaryota; Fungi; Ascomycota; Leotiomycetes; Helotiales; Sclerotiniaceae
Source: the annotation of a GenBank genome assembly
AUGCUGAAUACUUCAUUAAACUAUGGCAGAUCACACAAUGAAUAUUUAAGAAUCAUUAGUAGCGAAGGCGAAGCUCCUGAGUGGUCGAAGAUACAAAGGUGGAAUUCUAAAUACAACGCGGCUUCGAAGUGGGCAUUGUCAUGGAAAUCUAUUGUACGCUCGAGUCUAGGGGCUACCGCCUACCCAUACUGUCUAUAUAUACGCUCGCUCGAUUUGACCAAUCUGUCGAAUCUCCUCGAGGAUAGUACCUUUCAAAUGUCUGCGAUGGACAACUUUUUCGCUCAUGAAAUGGCAAAGUUCUCAAGUGUAGAUGGAACACUUAGAAGACGCUCCAUGAGAGGACCACAAGUCCGACUCAAUACUACAAAGAUUCUUGAUCUUAUAGGGGAAUCUAUUACAAGAUAUGUUAGCGAACGUGCGGACGAAAACCAGACAACAGUCACUUUAGAGAAUCUCUCUGGGGAUAUUACAUCAAUUGCAUUACCAACAUGGGUGGGACGUUUAUCGAGGUUGAAAUCUAUGACUAUUUGGGAUGGAAAAUCUUUGAACAAAAACGUAGCGACAGUUAUAUCCAAUAAAUGCCCCAACUUCGACGAAAUACGCAUAUUCGUCUGUUCAGAUGAUACGGAUCACAAUCCGGCCUCGUUCAUAAAAGGACUCAGACAAGACAGUCUUCAUUCCCUCGAGGUCUUGUCUAAUUGUAGAGUUGGUCCAACAUUUUUGACUGCCUUGACCCAUCAUUCUGGAUCGCUGAAAAGUUUAAGGCUACAGAGCCUCAAUGUGGAAGCCAUCAAGAGUCUCAACAUCCUUCAAAGUUGCACUUUGCUUGAGACACUUGACCUAGAAGACAGUCAGCAUACUGUGGACUUAGAAGCUACAGAAAACGACGUAUUCCUUGACAUUGUCGAAUGGUUAGGACGGUGUGAGAAGCUCCGAGAAUUGGUCCUGAAUAGAAUUGUUUGUGCCCCGGCCGUUCUGAAGCAAGUUUGUUCACGAAACAACAUUCGACUACGCAGAUUAGUAGUCACCGGCCCCGCUCUCGUCAGUGAUACGGACUUUCAUAGAGCAAUUUCUAAUCAGACUGACCUCGAGGUUCUUGAACUCCGGGGUGGCUCGGACGAGGUCUUCAGAGUCAGAGACGAUAUCGACAACCUCCUCGCAUCAAUCUGUCAGCUCACUAAGCUCAAGGGACUUACACUUAUGGAAUCAUUCGAGUAUUUCAGCAGCAACGAAAUCAAACGUCUCGCAAAAAGCCUACCCCUUCUAGAAAAGUUUCACUUUUCAGGCUAUGGCAUUGGAGAUGAAAUCUUACCAUGUUUAUCUAACCUUCAUAAUCUGCGAGACGUGUCCAUCGCUGCAAUUUCCAACUUUACCCUUGGUGGCUUGCUGGCCUACGUGUCGACUUUACGCGAUUCAAACCAAGGUCUCGUACUUUCAGUCAUGAGUCAGAAUUCGGACCAGGAUCUCGCACCCUUAGAGCAGCAGCUCAUUCGAGAAGGUAUGAUUGCAAAGGUAGAUGGCAAGUUCGACUUUGCACUGCUGAGAGAGGUGGCUGAAUCGGAGUUUGAUUCUGCAUCUGAUUAG